ACGCAGAAUCACGACAGUUGCCUUUAGUUAGGGUGUGUAACAUUACCAGUGUUCUGUUGUAAUUAUUCUAUUUUGAUAUUUACCUGUUGUACGUGCUCAUUGCUCUGCGCAGUGGGUCCACUUAACACUACUAAUGUGAAGUUGACCAUGGCUGAGAUCAGUGAUCCUAAGAUUGCAUUUGCCUAUCUACGCCCGACCUGUGUCCUGCUAACCCGAGAGCCCACUGUGACCAAUGUGGAGUUACUGAGUGCCCAGUUGAAAGAAGUCAAUGAUGCCACGUUGCAGCAGCUCCAAGAGUAUGUCCUCUUUCCUCUUCGCUUUGUCCUUAAAGUCCCCGGGCCUAAGAAGGACAAACUGGUGCAGGCUGUGGCUGAAGCCAUCAGCUACGUGCUGGAGAACACUUGUGUCCAGAGAUGGGACACCCUGCAUGACCUUCUUUCAGAGCUUUGCCUCUGCCUGUGCUGUCCAACCGAUCCUGGGAAGCCUGCAGAUACAUCUGAGGAGCUUAAAACAGCAGUGCUGAGGUGCCUGGACGCACUGCUUCAUGCUGCUUACGGUGAUAUAGUCUUUAAACUCUUUGAACCCGUUAUGCUGGCCGGACUGGGAGCUGCCAUAUCACUGCUGCUGGCUAUAGGAGAGAAGGAGAAAUCUCGAGAUAUACAGGCAGCAGCGUUAAAGUGCCUCCAGACUUUGACUCUGCAAUGUGAUUGCACUCAGGAGCACAUAGUCCCAUCCUCAGAGGAGAGAUGCAUUAUAGGCAGCACCAUGGCUUCCUUCUUACCUGGUAUCACUGUGGCUGUAGCCAGGAUCAUUACAGGAGAUCUGAGACAAGGCCAUGCAGUCACAGUCAGGGCCAUCAAGGUUUGGUCCAGGACUGUGGGGCUUGUCAUGGAAGAUGCCCAGCUUCAAGCCAGUGAGCCCUGUAAGACUCCCUCACCAGACCUGGGGAGAAUAGGACAACUUUUGGUCCAUCGGACAGAAUCCUGGGUGAAGAGCACAGCAGGGAAACUAUUUGUGCUCCUAAGAAAGAUCGUCUCCUGCACCUCAGCUCACCAGCACUGGACGGUUAGACUAGAGAUGGUGGAGCUGGAUGACCAUCUGCUGGCCAGAUGUAGCCAGUCACUGGGAGAGUGUGUGGGGCUGCUUCUGGAAGCACUGGUGGGAGCAAUCAAUGAUGAGGAGCCCAGAGUCAGAAAGAGGUGUGAGGUCGCUCUCAGAGCGGUAUCACAGAGGAAUCAGAGCUGUAGCCGCAGCUGUGAUACCAGUAAAAGCAGCAGCAGUGCUCAGACCUUUACUGAUGUGCUUUCAGAGAAUCUCCACGUUUUGGCUACCUCCCUGCCCAGACUGAUGAGGACUACUGAUGACCAGAAGAAGCUCUUUGUCCUUAAUGUGUUUCUGGGUUAUUUAAAAGUCCUGGGACCGCUUGUCUCUGUCGUGCUAAACUCAGCUGCACAUCUUGAGAGGAUUUCAAAAGCCUUAAUGCAGGUGCUGGAGCUGGAUGUGAUGGAUGUUCGCAUUGUAGAGGAAAGGAGUUACGCUGCUUCCAUAGAGACAAGCUCAGGCUCUCAUGAUUCGUACACUGCCCACAUUCAGAGGAAGCAUUUUCUCUACUUCACAGAUGAGAAGAUCUUCUCUGUGCUCAUGGAGAUCUGUCGAACAUUAGGUUACUAUGGCAACAUGUACUUGCUGACAGAUCACUUUCUGGAUCUGUACCAAAUGUCUUCUGCAUACAGAAAGCAGGCUGCCAUGGUGCUAAAUGAGAUUGUCAGGGGUUCUGCGGGCAUAGCCGUGGCAACAGAGACUCAUGGUUUGGAGAGUCAAGUCUGGAGACACUCUGCCACCCAGGAGGACCUCAAGAUGGCAGUGGUGUCUAUCAUGGAGGAAUACACCAGUCUGAAGAACUGGCACUUGAUUACUGUUGGUGAGGAGAUGGAUAGAGACCGGGAGGACCAGCAGCUGCUCAGCCCAUCCAGACUCGUCUCCAUAUCCAACAGCAAUGCCAGCAACACUAAUGCAAACUCACUCCAAGUGAUUCCUUCCACAUUUGCCUCCCCGUCUCCCUCAUCGUCCACCUCUACAAUCCACCAUCUCAACAGCAACAUCUGGCAACUGUGUAUCCAACUUGAGGGCAUCGCCUGCUUUGCUCAGGCCUUGGGACGUGACUUCCGUCCCUUGUUGAUGACAUCACUGUACCCUGUACUGGAGAAAGCUGGGGAGGAGACAUUGCUCGUCAGCCAGGCAGCGCUGGGCACCAUGUGGGACGUCAGCAAGGCCUGUGGCUACCACUCUUUAAAGGAGCUGAUCAAUGAGAACUCGGACUACCUGCUCAAUGACAUAUCACUUAACCUGCAGAGGCUCAGCCAGCAUCCACAGGCUCCACGUGUGUUGACAGUGAUGUUAACUCACUCUGACUGCAGCCUGCUACCUCUGGUUGAGGACAUUGUUCAGGAUGUGCUGAUGGCUCUGGAUCUCAGCUAUGACAACACAGCUGCUCUUUUCUGUUCUGUGCUGCACACACUCAUGGCAGCGCUGGCGAGGUGGUUUCCCUCCAGUUGUGGUAGGGUCGGUGAGUCUGCCAGACCUAAGCAGACCUCCACUCACAAGGAAGUCCUCAACAUCCGCCAAUUCUUGCUGGACUACCGCAAACAGAAAGAGCUGGCAGAGGGCAUUGGAAUAGAGGAGGACGACACUAAGGGCCUCGAAGUCCCUCCUCCCAUCGAGUGUGAGGAUGUUAAAGAUAUUGGUGGUCCUGAUGUAAAAGCAGAGCUUCCCUCCCACCUCCGCAUCACCAAAGAAGUUAUGGAGCGCUGCAUUCAUCUGCUGUCCAACCCUAGUCUCCGGGUCCGACUCAAGGUAUUGCCUGUGGUGUGA
Messenger RNA from Micropterus salmoides (largemouth bass), 2871 nucleotides. RefSeq names its product TELO2-interacting protein 1 homolog. Lineage: Eukaryota; Metazoa; Chordata; Actinopteri; Centrarchiformes; Centrarchidae. Gene Ontology annotation, biological process: chromatin remodeling. Gene Ontology annotation, cellular component: cytoplasm. The coding region runs from base 148 to 2871 and encodes 907 amino acids. The record is from RefSeq and is a predicted model, not a curated record. The transcript is spliced from 10 exons.